This is a messenger RNA of Penicillium lagena, 219 nucleotides long. RefSeq names its product putative serine/threonine protein kinase. Bases 1 to 219 code for a protein of 72 amino acids. The record is from RefSeq and is a predicted model, not a curated record. Lineage: Eukaryota; Fungi; Ascomycota; Eurotiomycetes; Eurotiales; Aspergillaceae. The transcript has 2 exons.
AUGAUCUCAUUGGCUGAUAACUUGUUACCAUUCAUUCCUCGUUUCUCCGCCUUGCUUCGCAAUAAACCGUUUCCUAUGCCUUCUCCCGGGCCGUCUUUACCGUCCGGCAUACUCGUCGAUGAAGAGAUCUCGCUAGUACACGUCUCUAAGUACUUCUACCUAGCGAAGCCUAGAGAGGUACUCGCCGAUCGUUACCAAACCCUAGUCAAGGUUGUCUAG